AGAAGGAUGAUAAGUGAGUCUUGUUUCACUCUCUUUCUGUUUGAGAAAAGGUUCAGGCUUUUGUUCAUUUCAUUCACAUUUUGGAAAUGUCAUGGAUGCAGAGAAUGGUGAUGAAAUUAUCUAGAAAUAAGAAGAUUGGAGAGAGAGAGAGAAAAGAAAGAGAUGAUGAGAGGAAGAAAGAGAGAGAGAGAGAGAGUUGAAAUAACGAGUAAAAAAAGAUGAAGACUAUUUAUUAUCUGUUGAAGUGAAACAUCAAAUUCAAGUGAAAAGACAAUGAAUGUUUCUUGGUUCACCUAAACAUCAAAAGGUUUACAAUGGAUGCAAAAUUAAAUUUGAUUAUUUAACGUUAUUAUUCAAUAGUUAUUAUACCAAUGUUACCAUGAUGAUGAACCUCAACAAAUUAUUGCCAAUUGUUCAAUUUAAUAACAUGUAAAGUGAGCUUGGAGAUAAGCUAAAACAAGUUGAUCAGUUUACAAAACUGUUGUUACUUUUUUCUUGUUGUGUCUUCUGUUUUACAUUCUCGUUACUUGGUUCCUUGUUCAUUCUAACAGUUAACAUGUUUUUGUUGGGUUAAAAAUAUUGAUUAUCAUUAUUAUGACAACAUUGUUUCCAUCAGUGUCACUGUUUAAUUGUGAAUUUGUGCAACUGUUAACAGCCUUUGGUCGCUUUGUUGAUUAUUGUGUUUAUCCUUUUGUUUCACUUUCAACGGUUUUUUUCCAAUUUACUAUGUAACAUUGUUACUCAUCUGUUAACUGUUUUGUGCCAAACGCCAUACUUUCCAUUGUUUCUCUCCUUCUUUCUUUUGUUUCUACUUUUAUUAACCAACUAAUUCUUGAUCUUAAAAAUUUAACAAUUUGUGAUUCUAUCGAUAGUUUUAAUUAAAAUAGUAUCAAUAAUUUAAUAAUUGAAAUAAUAUUGUUUCUGUGCCAACAACAAUGCUUAAUCUAAUUUGUUUCUUGUUACCAAGCAGAAGAUGACUUAUAUUGGCAAAAUGGAUCAAGUGUUGAUUAAAAUGUCUCGUAUAAAGUCACUUCUAAUGAAGCCCCCAGCCAUUUUUACUGAAAAUAGCAAUCAUCAACGCCAUCAUCAUCAUCGCCCAGCUCGUCGAUCAACAUUCAGUUAUUGGUUGCUUUUAUUAAUCACAAAGUAUCUUGUAACCUUUGCUUUUGCAUCAACUUCAUUCUCGUGGUCAAUGGAAGAGGAUCGUCGGUUUUACAUUCCAAACAAUUACCAUCCGUACCGAAAUAUUAGAUCACAUGGACCAUCACCAUCAAACUAUCAAACUCAAUUUGUUUCGGUGAAAGAUGAUGAAGAAGAAGACAGUGUCGAUGCAAGGAUGAGAAGCAAAGAAGCUCAAAAGACCAAUUUUAUCAAUCCAAAUAGCAUGAGAACUCGAGGUCCACCAAAGCAACCAAUGACACCCGAAGAUAUGAUUCAAUACAUAGAUCGAGUUACACGUGGUGAAUUUUGCCUUCAAUCACCUAACCAUGGAUCUGAUGAAUUAAUCAGACGAUCAAAUUCACCCUCACUAUCCAUCUCCACACUAAUGAGCCAAGACGAUCGACACCAGUUGACCAAUAAUAACUUUAACAAUCCAUCAUCAUCAAUGCUUUAUAAUAAUUUACUAAUGUCCAGUCAACAAGCUUCAUCGCCCUCUUCCUCUGGAACCCUGGCAACACCUCAUCAUCAUCACCCUUUCUAUGCUUCCUCACCCUCUCGUGAUAUACCACCUCAAUCGUUACGCUUAAAGUACAACCAGACUGCGGCUCGAGUUGACCUUUUAAAUGCAAUACUCAUUGACUACAAGCCCAAUGAAGAUGGUUAUCGAUUUUUAAAGAAAUCUUUUCAUGAAAUGAUUAACCUUGAUAAAGAUAUUAUCCAUGCUCGUAUCAUUUGGCUAAGUGAGAGUAACACCACCGCCACCAAUAACAAUAAUCCAAGAAGUAAUAACAAUAGUGAAGGACGGUUGAAUGGGCAGUUUCAGGAAUCCAAUUUUAGACCCUUAAAUACAGAGAAUACAAUCAAUUACAUUAAACCAGUUUAUUAUUAUACGGCUAAACGUAAACGAACCUUUUUCACCUUAAAUAUUAAUCGAACCAUUUCACCGUAUGAACCCUGGUUUGAUUUUGAAUUUAAAUCAGCCAACCAAGAACGUCUCUUUGACCAUCUACUGGUCCAGCAAUACAUUCCUCGAUCUCAAUUAUCAUCAUUUUUAUCCUUGGAUUCACCAACAAGUGUCCAACAAAAUCCAACACCAACAGCAAACAACAACAUGAACCAAACCGGCGCCCUGGUCAACCCUAAUAACAAAAAUAGCAAUAAAAAGGAACAUAUUACCAACAAUAAUGAACUUAAUAAUGAUAAUAAAAAUACCAACAAUAAUGAAAAUAGUAAUAAGGAGAGAAACAAUAACAACAAUAACAAUAAUAAUAAAUUUAACAAUAAGUGUCCUAAAUUUACAAGCUGGACAAAUGCAUAUUAUUCCUGUGAUUACCAGAUUUGGCUAUUUUCAUAUACAUCGUUAAUCAUCUUUGAGUCAAUUGAUUCUUGUAUCCUUCGAGGUAUCAUCUCGGUUGAUAUUGAUAUUGGUAAAAUUGAUAUCAAUCAAUGUGACCAUGCAUCGAUUGAGACCACAAUUCCGCUUCUUGGAACUCACAAAUGUCAUCGACCAAGCAGCAAGUGUACCUUUCAAUCUGGCCAUGGAUGGAGUAAAGGAGGUUAUGAAUGUCGAUGUCGUGAUGGAUAUUAUCCAACUUCGGCUUCAUUUACUAAGGACCAGAAAAGUCGAUCUUUCAAUGGGACAGAAGUUGAAAAGGCAUGGACUGAUAAGAUCAAUGUUCAAGGGUAAGUUGACUGUUCUU
Messenger RNA from Tetranychus urticae (two-spotted spider mite), 2861 nucleotides. Lineage: Eukaryota; Metazoa; Arthropoda; Arachnida; Trombidiformes; Tetranychidae. The record is from RefSeq and is a predicted model, not a curated record.